This is a messenger RNA of Micromonas commoda, 1518 nucleotides long. RefSeq lists its product with no specific name. The record is from RefSeq and is a predicted model, not a curated record. Gene Ontology annotation, biological process: ubiquitin-dependent protein catabolic process. Gene Ontology annotation, molecular function: protein binding. Gene Ontology annotation, cellular component: COP9 signalosome. Lineage: Eukaryota; Viridiplantae; Chlorophyta; Mamiellophyceae; Mamiellales; Mamiellaceae. The transcript has a single exon. Bases 1 to 1518 code for a protein of 505 amino acids.
AUGGCGGACAUCGGGGCGCUGGUGACCAACGCGCAGACGCUCUGCGCGAGCGAUGCGGGCCUCGCGGAGCUCCAGACGAUCCUCGACGCGAACAAGGACGGGCUCGCGGAGCGGGGCGACGCGUGCCUCGCGGCGCUCGAGUCGGGCGCGCUCCGCCCCGACGCGCACGCGCUCGCGUGGAUCCACCUGCUCUGCGCGGUCGCGGGGCCCGCGCCGCCGCGAGACGCGCCGAUGCACGAGCUCGACCCCGCGGGAGAGAUGGACAUCGCGGGAAUCGGCUCGCAGGGCUCCGACCAACCCCCGUCGCAGUCCCCCGCGCCGUCCCCCGCGCCGCCCGCCGGCGCGAUCCCGCGAUCGGGCGACGUCGACAUGACGAGCGUCGAACGCCCUCGCGCGCUGCACCUCACCGGGGACGACGCCGGGGGCGCCGCCGGCGACAGGUUCGUCGCGCUCGCGUCUUCGCUCUGCGCGUCGUGCCCGCGCGCGCACGCGACGCGGGAUCCCGCCAAGUUUGCGCGCGUCUGCGCCGAGCUCGUCGCCGUCGCCGUCGCCAAGCGAAGGCCCGCGUCGGCGAUCGCGCCGCUGCUCCGAGCGGUGACGAUCGCCGCGCCAAACUCGGACCACCUCACGCCGCAGCACCCGUGCCUGUUCCGCGCGGCGCUCGAGGCGAAGAUGCCGGACGCGGCGCUCGAAACGCUGAACCGAAGGGUGUACGAGGUGGACCCGAAAACAACCGGCGUCGCCGUGACGGACUACCUGCGGUACUGCCUUCACGGAGGGGAGAUAUACGCCGCGCUCGGGAAGUACGAGGAGGCGUGCGACAUGUUGGAGCACGCCGUGCGAGCUCCCGCGAGCGCGGUGAGCGAGAUUGUCGUCGAGUGUUACAAGCGACUGGUUCUCUGUUCGCUCAUCGCGAGGGACGAACUGAGUCGCUUCCCGAGGCACGCCGCGAGCGUCGUGCAGCGAAACCUCAAGAGCGCGUGCUCCGAGUACAUCGCCCUGGCGGACGCGUACAAGACGAGGAACGGGGAUGUACUCGAGGCCAAGGCGGCCGAGUACCGCCGGGUCUGGGCGAGGGACGGUUUGGAGAGCCUGGUGAAUAAGGCUGUGAAGAGCCUCGCCGUCGGAAACGUAGCGCGGCUGACGAGGACGUAUCUGACCCUCUCCCUGCACGACAUCGCGAGCAAGGCGGGUUUGGCGGGCGGCGCCGCCGCGGCGGAGCGGACGAUCGUGGGAAUGAUCGGUACCGACGAGAUUCGCGCCACCGUCUCGCAGGCGGACGCGGUGGUGAGCUUCCACGACGCGAGCGGCGACUCGUUUUCGACUUCGUCGUUUUCCGCCAAGCUCGUGUCGUGCGUCGAGGAGGCGCAGGAGAUGUCGGAGCGGCUGAGACGCGCGGACGAGUCGGUUCGGAGCGACAGGGCGUUCAUCUCGAGGCAGGCGGAGGUGUCGCACGGGUCGCUGGGCGGGAGCCUGCGGGGGAUGAGGGUGGGAGGCGACGACUACGGGGACGCGUGA